CAGCAUUGUCUCGGCUCGCGAAGUAUCGCGUCUCCAGCGUGGCACUGAAUGUGAAGAAGACAAGAGGAGAAAACAGACGACACUGAACGGAUAAAAGCUCGCUUUCUUUGACAAAAUACACUCGCGGAGAACUCGUAUGCGCAUUGCUUAAGGAUUUACGGAGUCACAUCGGUGAGAAAACAGCGGCAUUUGGUUUAUUUCUCGUCGGGCCCGGACACAGCGGAUAUCGAGAUAGAGGCUCAACUCCGGCUCUUUCGUCCUGACAUGGACACAGGAAUUGUACCCGAAAAGAAAAGAGUGACCUCGGAGCGGAGGAAGGAGAAGUCCAGGGAUGCGGCGCGAUGCCGCCGUGGGAAGGAGUCGGAGGUGUUCUACGAGCUGGCCCAGCAGCUGCCUCUGCCCCACAGCAUCAGCUCCAGCCUGGACAAAGCCUCCAUCAUGAGGCUCGCCAUCAGCUACCUGCGCAUUAGGCAGCUGCUCAGCACUGAUGAACCAGUGGCAGAAGAGGAGACAGAGCUGGAUAUGCAGCUCAACAGUUCCUACCUUAAGGCUCUGGAUGGCUUCCUUAUGGUGCUGUCUGAAGAUGGAGAUAUCGUUUAUCUCUCCGAGAAUGUCAACAAAUGCCUUGGGAUGGCACAGUUUGACCUGACUGGACACAGCGUGUUUGACUUCACACAUCCCUGUGACCAGGAUGAGCUGCGAGAGAUGCUCAUCCACAGAACAGGCACCAAGAAGAACAAGGAACCAAUCACCGAGCGCAGCUUUUUCCUCCGCAUGAAAUGUACUCUGACAAGCAGGGGCCGCACCGUCAAUGUCAAGUCAGCUACAUGGAAGGUUCUCCACUGCUCUGGUCAUGUCCGUGUUUAUGAAACCCAGACUGAAAAGACCAACGAGAACACGGAGCCUCCCGUCCCCCACCUGGUUUUGAUCUGUGACCCCAUUCCCCACCCUUCCAACAUCGAGGUCCCUCUGGACACCAAGACCUUCCUCAGCCGCCACACGAUGGACAUGAAGUUCACGUAUUGCGAUGAGAGGAUCACUGAGCUCAUGGGUUAUGAUCCAGAGGACUUACUGAAUCGUUCCGUGUACGAGUACUAUCAUGCUCUGGACUCUGACCACCUUACUAAGACUCACCAUAACCUGUUUGCAAAGGGCCAGGUGAGCACAGGACAGUACCGUAUGUUGGCCAAGAGCGGAGGCUUUGUGUGGGUGGAAACUCAGGCCACUGUCAUCUACAACAACAAGAACUCCCAACCACAGUGUGUUGUCUGCGUCAACUUUGUGCUCAGUGGCAUCCAGGAGGAGAAAAUGAUCUUGUCACUGGAGCAGACCACAGAUUUGAAGCCUGUGAAGAAGGAGGAGCAGGAACAGGAACCGGUGCUGGAGCUGGAGGAAGAAGAAGAGGCUGUUGUGGUGGACAGCAGCCCGUCUGACAUGUCUCCAACCCUGCUGAAGGAGGAGGACGAGGAGGACGAGGAGAAGGAGGACAACGUCCCUGAGCUGGACGUGAUCAAACUAUUUACUCAGACUGCAGAGACCAAGCCAAGCUUGUAUGACCAGCUGAAAGGGGAGCCUGAGGCCCUCACCCUGCUGGCCCCAGCUGCUGGAGACACAAUCAUCUCCCUGGACUUCAGCUGCCCUGAUUCAGAGAUUCAGCUGCUGAGCGACGUCCCUCUCUACAACGACGUAAUGCUGCCCUCCCCGGGCGACAAACUGGCUCUGUCUCUUUCCCCCCUGCCAUCCAGCGAGCCUCUCUGUCUCGCCACCGCCUCUGAUGAGUCAAAACCCGAGAGCUUUGCUCCAGCUCCGUCCUCUGCAGCAGCCAGCCAUAGCGCCACAGAGACUGUCACUCCAUUGGGCUUUUGUUUACCCAUGGACUCCGAUAUGAGCUCAGACUUCAAACUUGACUUGGUGGAGAAGCUUUUUGCCAUUGAUACAGAGCCCAAGAGCCCCUUUACCACACAGGAGAUGGAGGAUUUGGACCUGGAGAUGCUGGCUCCCUACAUCCCCAUGGACGAUGACUUUCAGCUGCGCAGUCUGACCCCGGAUGAGCCUCUAUCCCUCAAGAGUUCUCCGGUCCACAUCACACAGGACGUCGGCAGCUAUCCCAGCUCCCCAUUCAGUUCACUGAGCAGUCGCACUGCUUCCCCAUCUCCACCCGAGUCUGUGAACUCCCCUGCUACCAGCACUGCCAAAAUAACCCCACAUUUGGACAAAGAAGUCUCACUCAGGACUCUGGCUACUCAGAACAUACAGCGCAAAAGAAAACUUUGUGACCUAAAAGAGAUGACCGAACACAGAAGUUUGCUUCAUGAGCAACUGGACCAGGGCAAAAAGCUGAAAGCUGCCAAUUUGGGAUCAACAACCACCAACACCACCACCACCAUACUCCUGCUGCCUUCAGAUGUGGCGAGUCGUCUGCUCGGCACCACUUCAGAAGGCAGCGGUUCUCUCUUCUCCCUGCCACAGCUCACCCGCUACGACUGCGAGGUUAACGCCCCCGUGCAGGGCCGCCAGUACCUGCUGCAGGGGCAGGAGCUGCUGCGCGCACUGGACCAUAUUAACUGAGGCAAUGCUUACUUUGCUUUACUGUUGGACAAGACUGGACACUACAGUUUCUCUCUCUCUCUCUCUCUCUGUCAUUGUCAACUCCCCUCUCCAUGACCCUUGCCCCUUCACUCCCCCUUAUUUAUCUGUAUGAGUUUGAUAAUAGUUUGGCUGCCGUUUGUGCACAUCAUGUGAUAUCUGCAGCAUUCCACAGUGACAAACACCUUAGCAGCGUCUGGGUUUUUUGUGCAAGGGAUUCAGGCAUCAUGAGUUGUUCACUCGUUUUUGUUUUUCCAUGCUCUCUCUUCCCCGAGAGUCUGUGAGCACACAGCGCCUCGAUAGAUGACCCCUUUCCCAGCCGGUCAACACGGAACCUGGCGCUACUGCCAGCAGUGUGUCCGUAAGCUUCAGUCGCACAAUUUAUAUU
This is a messenger RNA of Solea solea (common sole), 2974 nucleotides long. RefSeq names its product hypoxia inducible factor 1 subunit alpha a (gene hif1aa). Gene Ontology annotation, cellular component: transcription regulator complex; cytoplasm; nucleus. Bases 265 to 2568 code for a protein of 767 amino acids. The transcript is spliced from 15 exons. NCBI's taxonomy places the organism in Eukaryota, Metazoa, Chordata, Actinopteri, Pleuronectiformes, Soleidae. Gene Ontology annotation, molecular function: RNA polymerase II transcription regulatory region sequence-specific DNA binding; protein dimerization activity; DNA-binding transcription factor activity, RNA polymerase II-specific. The record is from RefSeq and is a predicted model, not a curated record. Gene Ontology annotation, biological process: regulation of transcription by RNA polymerase II; cellular response to hypoxia.